Magnusiomyces paraingens is the source of this 2115-nucleotide messenger RNA. RefSeq lists its product as uncharacterized. Lineage: Eukaryota; Fungi; Ascomycota; Dipodascomycetes; Dipodascales; Dipodascaceae. The transcript has 2 exons. Gene Ontology annotation, biological process: regulation of DNA-templated transcription. Gene Ontology annotation, molecular function: DNA-binding transcription factor activity, RNA polymerase II-specific; DNA binding. The coding region runs from base 1 to 2115 and encodes 704 amino acids. The record is from RefSeq and is a predicted model, not a curated record.
AUGGGUCGGCAGUUCACUGAAGCCAACUUCCCGCAUCCUAAAGACCAUCUCGAUGAUAAUGAUGAUGAUGAUAAUGAUGAUGAUGAUGUUGAUUCUUACUUUUCUAAUAACAGCCAGGAAGUUCCUGAUGAAAUAAAAAAUGCUUUAGAUGCAGCAUUAUGCGAAACAUAUGCUACUAAAUUAGUGGUUCCGUUUGUCAUUAAUGAAUUAUCAUUCAUCAAUAGUUUAUCAAGCUGUCUUGAAGCAUCUGACGAAUACAACAAUAUUUUGGCAAAAAUCAAUCUACUAUCCUCAAAAGAAAUUCAAAAAAAGAUUGAUACUUUUAAAUGGAAAAUUAAACAACCUAGAUCGGUUAAUUCCAAAAAUGAAGCUGAAAAUUAUAACUCUGACUCUGAUACUGAUACUGACUCUGACACUGACUCUGAAUCUAGCGCUAACGUUAACGAAAGCCACAUCAGCAAAAGUAAAAGUGACAACAAUGUUGGCAAUAACAGCGAAAAUGAAACCCUAGAAGAGUAUUAUAUGGAGGCUGAUGAAUCAGAUUACGAUGGAAGUAUAAGCAUCAGUGAUGAGGAGGAUAAUAUCCAAGAUUUACCCGACAAAAUCAAUAAAGACGAAAUUUAUAAUAGUGACGGCAAACAGCCAAAUUUCCAAUCUUCAAGUCCUUCUGCUACACAAAGGCCAUUUUCUUCGAUGCCUGACUUAAUCAAAGUUAGUUCAUCAGACUUUAACCUACCACCUCCUCUUAUGCUUCAAGACACGGGGCUUCCUCCGGCGGUCAGUCAUUCAGAAAAUGGUCGCCACUUGAAUUCUGAUAAUUCUUUGAACUUCUCGUUAUUACUUCCUCCUAUACGUUCUUCAAGUUUGACACCAUCGGUGGGUUCAUUUUCCUUAAACACACAACCUCUACUGAAGCAUUCAAAAAGCAUUUCAGAUUUCCCUCCAUCAACAGGCGAACCCUCUCAGAAAUUUAACCCUGAAACUUAUUCAGGUUUUACUUUACCAUCAUUUGAUCUUUCGGAUCAUGAAAAAAAUUUAAAUCCUUCCACACCAGUGGUUCUGAGAAAUGAGAAUCGCACACCACCUAACUUGUUACAUAUUACCAAUUUUCAAGCAAUGUCGACACCCUCGACACCGUCAACUCCAAAAAAUCAAAAACUUUCAGAUGUAUAUCUUAAAUUUCCUCUUAAAGGCAACGGUGGCAGUCCAGAAAGUCCUUCUUAUAUUUUAACAAACAGUAACUUGCCAUACAAUAAUGCUACUCUGUCUUAUAGUCUUUUUUACAACGGUUCUCCAAAUUUAGACAAAAAGUCUGAAAAAGUUUCGGAUAUGAUUUUUGAUUUAGAUGAUUUUAAAAUAAAGCAAGAAGAAGUUACCGACGAAGAGAUAUUUCAAAAAUAUAAUACCCUGAGUGAUGUGGAAGAUACCUUUCAUCAAAGCGAAAACAUUCCUGGGAAUGAAGAUAGUCCAACUCAGUACCAUGGUAGCUCUGAUAGCUUUGAAAGUAUGUCAGAUGAUUAUGAAAAUUUUUCAGAAAAAUCUGAUGAACGUUUAGAACUUCCAGUAUCUUCUAGGAUGGUGCGUGCUGAUAAAGGAAAGGGGAUAACCAAAAAUACCAACAGGAAAAAAAACAGAAUUCCAUUCUUAAACAUGGCUGGUUCCAAGUUUUUAUCAGGUGAUAAUGUUGACGAUUUAAACACGUUUGGAAGUCCAGAAAUUGAAGAUUUUGAUAGCGAUCUGGACAUCGAAGACAAAACUGUAGAUGACUAUGUGAAGGAAAUCCAAGAUCUUUACACUGACUACUAUAAUUUUAUUCAUAACACUGUUGGACCUAUUAAGUUUGCCCCAGAAGAUGUGAUUAAUAGAGACCUUCAUUACAUGAACUGCUUUUUGAAGCAUAUCCAGGAUUUCAAGGUUAUCCCCAAACUUAGUGUUUUUGAACGCAGUGCUCUUCUUGAGAAACAGUUUUUUAAAACACCAAAAAUAAAUAAGCAGCAAGUAAAAGAGCUUGCAGAACAGUCUGGAUUGUCUGAAAAGUCUAUUCGUAUUUGGUUUGCCAACAAGCGAAGCCGAACCAAAAAAGAAAGACUUAAACAAAAAGAAGUACAAACCUGA